Arachis stenosperma is the source of this 735-nucleotide messenger RNA. RefSeq lists its product as uncharacterized. The transcript has 5 exons. Lineage: Eukaryota; Viridiplantae; Streptophyta; Magnoliopsida; Fabales; Fabaceae. The record is from RefSeq and is a predicted model, not a curated record. Bases 1 to 561 code for a protein of 186 amino acids.
AUGAAGAAGGGAAAGAAGACGAAGCUGAGGAUGGCCGAUUUUCUGAAAACGCCGUCGCCGGUGGCUUCUCCGACGAACGAUUCUCCAAAAUCGGCGAUUUUCAGCAGGCCAACAGCUACUACUUCCAAGGCCGCAGCUAAGAGAGCUGCCAUCGAUCUCACCGGCGCUUCUCCGCCUCUCAGCCACAGGCCUCUGAGCAGCAUCGCCGACCUCAAGGCCAUGGCGUCCGCAGGCGUGGACGAUCUCCGGCGCCAAAGCGAUCGUUCUCACUCCGAGAUCCUCAAGGAUCUUGAAGCUUCUCAUUCGCGUCUGCACAAGCGCUUGAAGAUGCAGACUCAAGCAUGCCACCAAGUGAUGGAUGAAGCAGAAAAGGAGUACAAGAAGUUAUCCGAACGGAUCACUGAAAGCCGUGAGGCAAUGAAGGCAUCUUAUGAUGAGUUCAUGGCAGAGGCACAGGCCAGCGCAUCUCGUGCAUGCAAAACUUCAAUCACUGAGCUUUCGCAGUCGUUUGAGAAGGCUAUUGACUCUCUUCGAAAUCGUUAUGGGAUUUCGUCAAAUUAACAGUCAUUUUAUAGAUUCUGAGUUCUCUAAGGAGAGGAACAUAAAGCAGCAGUCUGGAUUAUGGUGGCGGCUAGAAGGAUACGCCUUGGUUUUAAUUUUUCUAGCUUUUCUUUUUGUCAGGCUCACUACUCCUUACUCCUUUGGGCUUAGUCUGUUUUUUUUUUUUUUCCACGG